Molecule: messenger RNA, 856 nt
Organism: Neolamprologus brichardi
Lineage: Eukaryota; Metazoa; Chordata; Actinopteri; Cichliformes; Cichlidae
Source: RefSeq, a predicted model, not a curated record
GGAUCCCUCCCAGAACAGAGUUUAUGGCUUCUAUAGGGAGAAAAGCAAAGACAAUGGACUGUUCAGUGAAAUGUGGCUCCCCUUUGUGACCCAGGUUUGCAUGACAGAUGUUGGUGGUCCCAAGAACAAUUUGCAGUUUACCUGGACAUCCCAGAUGAAUGCCAGGCUCUUCUGUGGAGAUCGUAACAGAAAACAGCAUUUCUCUGAAUUGGUGGAUGUUUCCACUGUGGAUGCAGAUCGAUGGCAGGAUACAAAGAUUUAUGCACUCUUUAGAAAUGAGUGGGGGAUGAGUGCUGUCUGCAUCUACACAAUAGGAGACAUUGACAAAAUCUUCACAAACUCCCCAUUCAAAGGCUACACAAAAGCUGAGAUGGACAGGCCAAGGAGGUGCAUUGAUGAUACCACCAAGCUUCCAGUGGAAACCCUGAAGAAGAUUGAAAAGACUUCAGAGAUGGAGCAGCUGGUUCAUCCUGUGGGUACCUCUGGCCUUCUUCUCUUCAAUCACCAGAACUAUACUCACAUCCAAAUUGACGACUCACCAAACAGGAGAACCAGUCACCACACUGUUAUCUUCUUAUCUUUAAACAAUGGAGGAAUUCAUAAAGUAUUGCACAAUAAAAAUGAUACCUUUCUCAUUGCCGAGUUUCGACCAUUCAGCUACACAGAACAGAUCAGCUUCAUCCUUCACCCGUCUUCUGUGAGUACCAGUGUUCCCUACAUAACAAUAUAUCCUCCACUAAACCAUAUAGGUGUGUGAGUAUGGAAAACAACUUAGAUGCUCCUGAAAAGGAACAUCAAACUUAGAUCUGUAAAUUAACUCCAGUGGAGUUUUUUGUUUGUUUGUUUUCCUUUCCUU